Molecule: messenger RNA, 1536 nt
Organism: Cucumis sativus (cucumber)
Lineage: Eukaryota; Viridiplantae; Streptophyta; Magnoliopsida; Cucurbitales; Cucurbitaceae
Product: protein SRC2
Exons: 1
Coding region: 138-1211 (357 amino acids)
Biological process (GO): defense response
Source: RefSeq, a predicted model, not a curated record
CCUGUGAAGAAACCCAAAUUAUAAUCUAAACCUGACUCUGCCACGUCUCUCCGCUCAUCUCUCUCAACCUCCCGAUUCUCCGACCUUUGAUUCUCUUUCUUUUUCCCUUCCCAAUUUAAGAAAAAAUAUCUCCCAAUAUGGAAAGAUCUAUGGAGAUCAAGGUCGUAUCCGCCAGGGAUCUCAACAACGUCAAUCUCCUCAUGAAAAUGGACGUUUACGUCCUCGUCAAACUCCUCGUCACCGACAUCUCCGGUAAAUCCAAGCCUAAAUCCGCACAGAAAUUCAUGACUCCUGUCGAUAAGGAAGGCGGAAGUAACCCAAUUUGGAAUUUCUCCGUUAAAUUUUCUGUUGAUGAAGCCGCCGUUAGGGCAAACUGUCUUACCCUCGUUUUUAAACUCCGAUGCCAACGGAAUCUCGGCGAUAGAGAUAUCGGCGAGGUCUAUGUUCCGGUAAAAGAGCUUCUAGAUUCCGCCGGCGAGGGUAAAGGCGAUUUGAUGCAACAUCUUAGCUAUCAGGUGAGAAAACCGUCCGGAAGUCCCCAGGGAGUCCUGAAUUUCGCUUUUCGAUUUGGGGAAAAUUCCAACUCCGGACCGGUUAAACCGGAUCAGAUUCAUUCUCACAACCCGGUUCCCACCUACCCGCCGCUGGAACCGAGUCCGGUCGCCGUCUCUCACGGUGGGGGUUAUCCUCCGCUACCGGAGCCGAGUCUCGUCGCCAUCUCUCACGGUGUGGCUUAUCCACCGCCACCGUCUCUUCCUCCGCAGCCAGAAGUUCAUUCUCAGCCUUCGAAUUUGUAUCCGGUCCUCCCUCCGAAAUUGGCGGAACCGGAGAUUGUAUUUACUGCAUACCCGCCGCCGCAGCCGGCGGCUGUAUAUAGCGUGUACCCUCCCUGUACGUCAUACCACUCAUACGCGCCGGCCCCGACAUACAGCGCGUACGCGCCAGCACCGACUCAACAACCAGGGUACGGAUACAAUCAUGUACCGCCGCCACCAACGACAGCGACGUAUGGGUACCCACCGCCACCAACCUACGUAUAUCCGCCGCCACCGUCGUAUUACCCACCUCCGAUGCAGAAUAAGAAAAGCAACAUGGGGUUAGGAUUGGGAGCUGGGUUGGUGGGUGGAAUGUUGGGAGGGCUUUUGAUCGGAGAUAUGGUGUCGGACGCCGCGGACGGUGGAUUUGGUGAUUCUGGUGGAUUUGACUUCUGAUUGAAACGAUGCCGUUCUGCGUAUUUGUUUUGUAUCUCCCCCAAGAGUUGGUUACCGUUUUGGUUUGUGCAAAAUUCAACCUUCUUUCACCUUUUCUUUUUCUUUCCUUUUUUUUUGUAUAUGAUGAACAUUAUUUCUUUUAUUAUUUUGUUUUGUUUAUGUUUCUUCUAAAGGUAAAUUUUUAUUUUUCUUUCUAUUAGAAUGGUUGGUUGUGAAUUAGCAUUGGUGAUUUGAUUGGAACAACAACAACACUCUUUUUCUACCCCUCGAUUUGAUUGGUACAAAAUCCAAGAGUUGAAUUAAGGUGGAGAAUUUUAACACAUAA